CGGGCGGGUAGGGUGGUGCCCGCGGCGACUCCAAGUCCCAUGGUUCCCCGCUGAAGCGGGCUGAGGGAGCCGGGGCGCCCCCAUCCACGCGACCCCCUUUGUGUGCCGCGGCGGGGGCGCCUCCCCCUCCUCUUCGAUCCUUCCUCCUCCUCUUUUUUCCUCUUCCUCCGCCUCUUCCUCCUUCUUCUCUGCCAGCGUGCCAGCAGCUCCAGGGCCCGCGGAGGCGGCUCGGCUCCCCCCGCCCGGCCCGCCCGGUGCCCGCGGCGCCCAUGCGGCUGCAGCCCCGCCAGCCCCUCGCCCCGGUGCCAGGAGGAUGCUGGCCGCCUCUCCCCGAGCCAGCAAGGCAGCCGAGAGCCGCUACCCGCUGCACGCGCUGGUCUGGCACGAUCGCCCCGCCGAGCUGGAGAGGAUGCUCAGCGGCGGACAGCAGGUGGAUGUGGAACAGGUGGACCCCCGAGGCCGAACUCCCUUGCACCUGGCCACCACCCUGGGCCACCUGGAAUGUGCGCGAGUUCUCUUGCGGCACGGCGCAGACGUGGCCAAAGAAAAUCGGUCCGGCUGGACAGUGUUGCAGGAGGCCGUCAGCACUCAGGACCUGGAGUUAGUUCAACUGGUGCUGCGUUAUCGGGACUACCAGCGAGCCAUCAAGCGUUUGGCCGGGAUCCCCGUCCUGCUAGAAAAAUUACGGAAGGCUCAAGAUUUCUACGUGGAGAUGAAGUGGGAAUUCACGAGUUGGGUUCCCUUGGUCUCCAAGAUUUGCCCCAGCGACACAUACAAGGUGUGGAAGUGUGGGCAGAACCUGCGAGUGGACACCACGUUGCUGGGCUUCGACCACAUGACGUGGCAGCGUGGAAAUCACAGCUUCAUCUUCCGGGGCCAAGAUACGAGUGCGGUGUUCAUGGAGGUGGAUCACAACCGGCAGGUGGUAUACUCCGAAACGCUGGCGCUGGCUACCCACGACCAGGAGACCAUCCUCGCGGCCAUGCAGCCCACCGAGGAGCAGGUGAUGGGGCGCCUGAUGGCCCCCGUGGUCGCCACGCAUCUGGACAUGCGCAAUAUUGCCUUCGAGAGGAACAAGACGGGUAUUUUAGGCUGGAGGAGCGAAAAGACCGAGGUGGUGAACGGGUACGAAGCCAAGGUUUAUGGGGCUUCCAAUGUAGAACUCAUCACCCGGACACGGACCGGACACCUUUCCGAGCAGCACAAAGGAAAAACUAAAGGUGGCAAAACCCCACUGCAGUCCUUCCUGGGCAUCGCCGAACAACACGUGGGUCCCAACAAUGGGGCUCUCAUCACGCAGACGCUGAGUCACGCCAACCCCACUGCCAUCACGCCCGAGGAAUACUUCAACCCCAAUUUUGAGCUGGGGACCCGGGAUAUGGGGCGACCCAUCGAACUCACCACCAAGACGCAAAAGUUCAAAGCCAAAUUAUGGUUGUGCGAAGACCACCCCUUGUCCCUGGCCGAGCAGGUGGCCCCCAUCAUUGACCUCAUGGCGGUCAGCAACGCCCUCUUUGCCAAACUCCGGGAUUUCAUCACACUGCGCCUGCCGCCCGGCUUCCCCGUCAAGAUUGAAAUCCCCAUCUUCCACAUCCUCAAUGCCCGCAUCACCUUUGGCAAUCUGAAUGGCUGUGACGAGCCGGUGGUCUCCCUCCGCAGCACGGGCAGCCCCAGCAGCGAUGCCCCCUCGCCCGGGAGUGACCGGUCCAGCAUCAGCAGCUCGAGCUCCCUCGGCUCCUGCCGCUGCUUUGAGAUGGACCCCUCCCUCUUCGAGGCCCCCCAGGGCUACAGCAUCGUCGGGAGGCACCCGGAGCCGUUGAGGGAAGACGAAGACGAUCUUCUGCAGUUCGCCAUCCAGCAGAGCUUGCUCGAGGCGGGCAGCGAAUACGAUCAGGUAACUAUUUGGGAAGCUUUGACCAACAGCAAACCAGGUACCCUGCCAGUGUCCCAGGAAGGCCGCAGAGUCAACAGGACACCCCAGCACACGCCACCCCCGCGGCCUGCCACCCCUCAGCCGCUGCUCCCCGCAGCAGGCCGUGGCCCCGGCCACGGGCUGCCCACGUACGCCGAGCAGCUGCGCCUGGCCAUGGCACUGUCCGCCAAAGAGCAGGAAGAGGCCGAACGGCGCUCGCGCCUGGAGCAGGAAGAACUGGAACGGAUCCUGCGCCUCUCCCUCACCGAACAAUAGGGUCCCCCCCACACCCCGAGGGUCUCGGCGGGGGGUACGCACACACAGCCCCGGCCAGUCCCCGGGGCCCACCAACCAGUGCUUAACAGACUGUGCCUUCCCCUGUUCUGGCUCAACUCUUGCACAAAAAGUGGGGCGGGAUGUGGGAGGCACAGCCGGGGGGGCUGGCAGGGGUCCGGACACGUUUCCCCUCUCACAAUUGAGCCAUUUAAUUUGACCCUCCUUGGACGGUGGGAGGGUUUAAAUCAGUCCGAGGUUGGCCACUGUCCCGCUCUCUUUCCUGUCGCUCAUUGCGGUAAAUAGGGGAAGGGGCUUCCUUCCCUGCCCCCUUUUUUCUGGGCCGGGGGGCUGCAAGACUCUGGGUUCCGUCCAUUGGGCAGGUAGGGGUGCAUCUCAACCCAUCAGGGUGCAAAAUCCCAGAGCACCACCAGAGGGCGCAAGCAUUCUCCGUCGGGCUGCCCUCUAGAGGCCAGCUUGACUUUUGCAAAUCCCAAUUCUUAACCUGGGUCCAAUUGGAGAACGGAGCCGAUUUGGGGUUGGGGGGGAGCAAAUUUGGAGCCUUAACACCCAAUUGUUGGAAUGGAAGACAUGCUGGGUUUCUGGGUUGAGUAGCAGGUUGGACUAGAAGACCUCGAAGGGCCCUUUCGGUCCUAAUUACAGGUAGUUCUCAACUUACAACCAUUUGUUUUGUGACCGUUUGACGUUGCAACAGCAUUGAAGGAUGUGGACUUAUGACCAUUCUCCUCCCCCUCUCCCCACUUUUUCCCCACUUUUGGCAAAAACGACAUAAAGUGAGGUCACGUCACUGUGGGAAGCAGGAAAGAACCGUUAUUGUGUCCGAUUGCCAAUAUGCGGUCAUAUGAUCAUUUCCGGGGUGGGGAUGGGGCAGCCUUUGGAACUUCAGAACUGGGGUUCCAUCCUCCCCCCCCCCCGGGGAGGUCCAUCCUAACCGGUCAUAAACCAAGGAGCAGGUAGUCCUCGACUUACGACCACAAUGGAGGCCAACAUAUCCGUGGCUAAGCCAAGACAGUUGUGAAGCGAGUUCUGCCCCAUUUUACGAUCUUUCUUCCCACCGUUGUUAAGUGAAUCGCUGUAGUUAUUAAGUCAGUAACCCGGUUGUUAUGUGAAUCUGGCUUCCCCACUGCUUGUCAGAAGGUUGCAAAAUGGGAUCUCGUGACUCCGGGAACGUCCAAAUUUUGCUCACACGAUCGGGGACAGAGGCUGCAACGGUCGUAAGUGUGAGAAACAGUCAUAAGUGACUCUUUCCAGCGCCCCAUUGUAAACUUUGGCCGUUCAGACAAACUGUUGUAACUUGAGGACUACCUGUAUUGAAUUCAGGAAAUGCAAAAAAAAAAAAGAAAGGAGAAAAAACAGCUUACGGGAAUGAAUCCUGGUUUAAUUUAGCACAGAAUCGGAAACCUUGUUAAUUCACGGAUGAGCACAUUAAAAAAGAAGUGGGCGGGGCUUGGUGCCAACUUGGCCGCCAUCUUGACUUUUUCGACCUCACCACUACUUCAGACCUUCCCGGAAGCCAAUCAGAACUUCUAUCUUUUGUCGAGCACAAAAUAGGGAGCGAAAAAAAAUCACCCCGAGAUGUUUGGGGGAUCCCCACGGCAGCGUCUCUCCCCCCCCACUUCCCACAUACCCCAGUUUCUGCACCAGUAGUACCAAGUGCACUUAACCCCGCCCCCUGCCUGCCAAUCAGGUCUACACCCACCUUCUGGGAGAUUCCAGGUUCGUUCCGAGGCUGUGCCCCCCCCAACUGAACCCCCCUCCCCCAAUGGGUGCAGGGCCGUUUAUGGGGUACCCAGGCUGGUAUUGGGGAGGGAGGACUUGGGUGCAAGAGGAGGCAGUGCCAACGGGGGGGGGCAGGCCAUGUGGGGGGGGAAAUAUGGGGAGACAUGGGGUGGGGUCCCAACCCUGCCCCUCCUUUUCUCCACCGCCUCCUCCAAAGCCCCUUUCUGUGAUCCUAAUGGGGGCCUGGGUGGGUGGGUGGGCUGCUAAGGAUUGGCACUUUUCCAAUUUGGCCCCCCCUUCCCCAUUUCCAAGGAAGAAGACCCCCCCCAAUGCCGGUGCCCCCUUGCAAGGUCGUUCCAAUCCUGUCGUUCCAUGGUGCUAACCUCUGGGGUGGGUGGAGACCCCUCGGCCAGGGUAGGAGUGAGGACGGUGGGGGAAACGAAUAGCCUACAGCCCCCUCCUCUUCUAUUACUCCCCCAGGGAAGCCAGAGGGGGCCUUGUGUUUUUUUUUGGGGGGGGGCAAAGGAGCUAAGAUCAAACUACAGCAAUUACAAGGAGGGUAGGGGGCUUCUGGGCAUCCCACACGUUCGGGGAAGGCGAUGGAGACGUACCACCUGGGGGGGGCCAGGUGUGUUUUACCUGCACAGAAACACCAAUAAAAUACCUUAAGAACCCUC
Molecule: messenger RNA, 4602 nt
Organism: Pantherophis guttatus
Lineage: Eukaryota; Metazoa; Chordata; Lepidosauria; Squamata; Colubridae
Gene: ANKRD13B
Product: ankyrin repeat domain 13B
Cellular component (GO): cytoplasm
Molecular function (GO): protein binding
Source: RefSeq, a predicted model, not a curated record